Alternaria infectoria is the source of this 1296-nucleotide messenger RNA. RefSeq lists its product as uncharacterized. The record is from RefSeq and is a predicted model, not a curated record. The coding region runs from base 1 to 1296 and encodes 431 amino acids. The transcript has a single exon. Gene Ontology annotation, molecular function: DNA binding. Gene Ontology annotation, biological process: regulation of DNA-templated transcription. Lineage: Eukaryota; Fungi; Ascomycota; Dothideomycetes; Pleosporales; Pleosporaceae.
AUGCCCCCGAAAGCACGUACUCCUCGCGGCAAGGCCGCCGCCGCGGUUGAAGAAGCGCCUGUCGCAUUGCCAAUGAAGCGAGGUCGCGCCGCCAAAGCCGAUGUCGUCGCCGAGCCCCCGAAGAAGCGCGGUCGCCCUGCGAAAGCACAAGCUGAAGAGCCCGUCGAAGCCGCGCCGGAGCCCAAGAAACGCGGUCGCCAGGCCAAGGUUGCGCCGGAACCCACUGUCGAAGAAGAAGCCGCAGCAGUAGUAGCAGUCAAGAAGGGCAGAGGAAGGCCCAAGAAGGACGCCGUCACUGUACAAGAAGAAGAUGCGCCGGCCAAGAGUCGUGGACGCCCUAAGAAAGAGGCUGUUGCAGAGCAAGCUCCAGCUACACCCAAGCGUGGCCGUCCAGCGCGCGCUGCAGUCGACCUUCACCGCGUCGCUGGCUCCCCUCGCAUCGGCAAAAGGUCGUCUCCUCGUAACACCAACAAGACCAAGCCCGAGCCCCCCGCUCGCCGCCUCGAUCCUCGCAUGCGAUCCAAAUUGCGCACGCGACUGCCAGCUAAGAAGAGCGAGCCAGUUCCGAAGCCAGCUCCGAAGCCAACUUCUAGACGUGGACGUCCGCCCAAGGCCGCUGCCGCUGCCGCUGGUAUUGCUCCAAAGCAAAUCACGAAGCCGUCGAAGCCCCUCGCCCCUCGCAAGAUGCGCGGCCACACCGUGCGCCAAAUCCCCGACCGAUACAUCGCGCAGAUCGACCAAUACCUCCACGACCUCAUCGAAGCGGACGAGUCUCCUGCCGCAGAGGAGCAAGAGGACGGCGUAGUCGUUGAAGUUGAAGAUGCCCAGGAUGCGCUUGUGUCUUCAGAGCAGGAUCGUGAUCAAUAUCAAGAGGACAGUGACGGCGGUAUCGACAUGAACGGUCAACAAGACCUCAUUGAAGACGAGGAAGACAUGCAGGCUGUUGCCGCGCUGCAGCAGCAGGAGAGAGACGAGUACGCCGAAGACUCACCCGAGGAGGCAAACGAUGACGAAUUCCCCGAAGAGCUCCACGAGAACGACGAGCCUCAGUACCCAGACGAGGGCGAGAACGACGAGAACAUCGAGCCGGUACACGACGACGUUGAGAUGAGCAUGCACGACGUCGAGAUGGAGGCGGACGCGGAUGGCAACACCCUCCUCACCACUAUCGACACCGACAUUGUAGUCCGCGACGAUAGCCCUCCCCUAGAUGUUGAAGACGAUGUUGAAGAGGAGGAUGGUCUUCUCAACCCGACUCCCCCCAGGCCUUCGGCGGCUGCUGCUAUCUUCAGCUAG